AUGACAGAGUGGACUCUGCUCAAGCGCCUCCUUGAUGCCGUGCACCAGCACUCCACCAUGAUCGGGCGCCUGUGGCUCACAGUCAUGGUCAUCUUCCGGCUGCUGAUCGUCGCCGUGGCCACCGAGGACGUGUACACUGACGAGCAGGAGAUGUUCGUGUGCAACACGCUGCAGCCGGGGUGCUCCAACGUCUGCUACGACGCCUUUGCACCCAUCUCCCAGCCUCGCUUCUGGGUCUUCCACAUCAUCAGCGUGUCCACGCCCUCACUCUGCUUCAUCAUUUACACGUGGCACAACCUGUCCAAGCACAACGCCACCCAGAGGCUGGGGCAUGGGGCGGGCGACACCACAGGGCAGGGAGGCCCAGACGCAGAGCGAGGAAGCGGGCGAGAGGCCUACGAUCGGAGCUGUGACUCAGACAGCUGCUCCGUCCAGUCCCACAAACACCUUGGUCACAGCCUGGCCAAUGUGCUGGAGGGCAUCACCGCCAAGGACCUCCAGAGGCUGGACCCCAAAAACACAAGCCAGGCCCGAGCAUGCACCUUCAGGGAGGGGAGUGCAGAGGGUCAUGCGGGCUCUGGAGGGGUUUUGUCCAAAUGUUAUAUCUUCCACGUGUGCUUACGAGCCGUCCUGGAGGUGGGCUUCGUUCUGGCCCAGUGGAAGCUGUUUGGCUUCCGGGUGCCCGUCCACUUCCUGUGUACUUUGUCGCCCUGCAGGCAGCCGGUGGACUGCUACGUCUCCAGGCCCACGGAGAAGACCAUCUUCCUGCUCUUCAUGUUUUGUGUCGGGGUUUUCUGCAUCCUGCUCAACCUGCUGGAGCUCAACCACCUGGGUUGGAAGAAGAUCCGCUGGGCAGUGAGGCUGCGGGAGCGAGCGUCCUGGAGAGGAUAUGAAACCUUCCUUCCAGACAGCCACUCGUUCACAUCUUCUUUAGGCUUCAGGGAUGUGACCAGCACCACCUCGCUGCCCACUCUGAACUUGGUGGUGGGCCACCAGCCUGACUGGACCUGUGCUGUGAACUGUGGUAGGAUGAAGGAGAUGGAGCAGGUCAGAGAGAAAAGACCGGGGCACCCAAAGAGAGAGGCUGCCCAUAAAGGAGAGAGGCAGCCUUUAAAGAGUAAGAGGGAGACCAGUGGGUCCAAACAGAGGAGUGCUGAGGUCUGGAUUUAG
Archocentrus centrarchus (flier cichlid) is the source of this 1170-nucleotide messenger RNA. RefSeq names its product gap junction protein delta 6 (gene gjd6). Gene Ontology annotation, molecular function: gap junction channel activity. Bases 1 to 1170 code for a protein of 389 amino acids. Gene Ontology annotation, biological process: cell-cell signaling. Lineage: Eukaryota; Metazoa; Chordata; Actinopteri; Cichliformes; Cichlidae. The record is from RefSeq and is a predicted model, not a curated record. Gene Ontology annotation, cellular component: connexin complex. The transcript has a single exon.